AUGCCUGCUGCCAGACAUAAGGAUGCCAAUGCUUUCACCUUCCUAAAUUACGACCACCCCGACCAUAGCGCUACGCACCGAAGGUUGGUCAAGUCGCAUAUCUCAAGCAAGUACCGGGCCGCCAUCCGCCAGCAGGCUCAGCCUCGCUACGCCCUACCACACCAAACCAGGAAUAGCGAAGAGGAGGACAAACUCCUCAAAUCCAGACGCAAAAGGGCACAAACCUCAUUCGGAUCUCACGAAUCGCCACAUUCCCGAUGGGCUCGCGCCCCUUCUCCACUCGAAGUCAGCUUCAACGGCCUACGGACGGACCCAUUCAGAUCCUUGCCAGGUCAAGAAACACCUUGUGUGGCCGAGGCCCUCGACUACUAUACGCAGGCGAUCUCGCCCCUUUUGGAGCCGUUGUUUCUGACGAUCAAGAUGGCGAAUCCAUUGAUGGUCUGGAUGUAUCCUUUAGUCCUGUCGCACGAAGGUGCUUACCAUGGAGCUGUGGCUUUGUCCCUGGCGUAUCUAGAAAAAACUCGAGCACCGACCGGCCAAGCAUCAUCGGAAGUCACGUUCCAUCAGAGAAAAGCUGCGUCAAUCCUGUGUGACCAACUUGCCGAUCUUCGGGGUCCACCAGAGGAUGGUAUGCUGAUGACUGUGCUGGCUUUGGCAUACCUUGAUGUUCUGUACAGGAAAGACAGAAUUGCCAAUCGCAAGGGACUGGCACUUAUCGUGGCAUUGAAGGGAGGACUUGACAACCUCGGGCUGCGUGGACUCGUCAAAGCUUUUCUUGUUCAAUCUGACUACUUCUGGAUGCUCGAGACCGGUGCCGGGACCAUUUUUCCCUUCACGAAGCGCAACAGUCGCAGAGCAUAUCCUCAACGGCCAUUCAGAGACGAUCUUCUUUUACUCCUUUCGACACUACCCCCAGGGUUUGCCGCAAUCGCUCGACGGGGAACCUUCGGCCUGGAUAUCAUUCGAAUCCUCUCAAGAGUAAGCACUUCUCUUAAAUCUAAGAUUGCCAAGCUCCCACGUCCAAUUGAGGAGGAUCCUGUUUCAGAUGACCAGGAUUACCCUGACCUUUUCGAAGUUUGUGCCUGUCUCCAAUCAUCUGCUCGCACCGAGCAUAGCUUGGAGAAGAACUUGAUCCUUGCGGUGAUUAUCUUCGGUUUCGACAUGCAUAACCCUAAUGGAUCGUUUUCCCGAGUUACGGCGUACCGCGGCUCGAGGCAAGAGUUGACUCGGUCACUUCCCUUUACGCAGGCGCAGAAUCCAGAAGAGAGAGCCUGCUUGAUUUGGAUUAUGAUGAUUGCCAUCAGAUCCUGGGGCUUAGAGCUUCCGUUUGCUGCUCAAGCAAUAGCUCUGGGUCGGAGCUUCUUUGCACAGUACCCAGAAGCAAGAUCCUGGGACACCGUGGAGUCUGCAAUGCGUUUCUUCUUCUGGUAUGAGCCGCUCGCAGACGGAUUGAGAAGCAGCUGGCUACAAGCCUUGAACAAAUAUGAGAAAGAACCAGCCAGGACUUCGUCGCUGGCCGUGACAGACUCGAUGGGCAUCACAGGAAGCCGGAAACCUGGUCCCGUAAGCUCGCCCGGCGGAAAAGCGAACGAUGAAAGCCUACAGGAAACUAUAAGGGACCAUGCAGUUGUCACUCUACCACCCAUGUUGACAUUAGAUACAUACCUAACAGAGGUUCGGAUGCUGUAA
Molecule: messenger RNA, 1689 nt
Organism: Fonsecaea multimorphosa CBS 102226
Lineage: Eukaryota; Fungi; Ascomycota; Eurotiomycetes; Chaetothyriales; Herpotrichiellaceae
Exons: 1
Coding region: 1-1689 (562 amino acids)
Source: RefSeq, a predicted model, not a curated record